ACAUAAGAAAAUAGCUGUUGUUCUUUUGGCACGUUCUGCACUGUGCGAUCAUCAGCGGCUGCUUCGUCAGUUUAGCGUGGUCCAUUAUGUAGUUUGUUCGGGGUUGUGCUUCUCCUAAUCUUACAUUUCGGAAUUCAUUCACCUUCCUUUGUGUGAUUUUUGUUGUACUCUUGAACAAGUAGCAGUGUGAAUUUCCAUUCAAAUCGAAUGAAAUCUUAUUUUUACAAAUCAAUUGUGGUGUUUUAUAGCUUGGUAGCGUGAGACAUAGAAUGUGAAGGGUAGAUAAUAAAAGUUGGAAAUUCCAACGCUAAUUGAUCUAAAAGCAUCCUGGUUUAAUGUGAAUCAUAGCAGUUCGAGUGCGUCGAGGUGUUCGUCAAACUCAUCAGAAGAUUUUAUUUACGGUCUUGAAUAGAUAGCACACUGAUUCAUCGUUGUUUAGAUUGCAAUUCAGUGAUAACAUAGGGUUCAAUAGUAAAAUCAUGUUGAAAACAAAAUCUCAACAACAAAAGAAUAUUUUGAACACGAUUAUCAGUGUUCUGCCAGACAAUCGGCCUAUUACUUCACUCCAGCUUGUGGAAGAUUUCGAAAAAUGUCCACAACACUUUCAACCUAUCAAUAAAACAUACGACCAAGAUCAGGAUGCGGAUCUUUGGCGAGAGAAUAUACUGAUAGGUAAGAAAAGGGCACGUUACUUGUGUCAAUCGAAAACCGAAGGGCUUCCGGAUUACAUACUGGAAACACUGAAAGUAAUCGGAGAUAAGGAAGCCUUACCAGAGGGGUUUUCGCAGCUGACACGUACAGCGGACACCGAGCAGAAAGCCUGGCGAAAGAAGCAGCUCGUUUAUCGUCUUGCCAAGAAAGGGAUCGCCAAGCAAGCUAUCACGGACAUUAUUUUAUGCUCACGCCUUAGACAGGCUCCGGAAGGAUUCACGCUUGCCGGCGAUAUCAACGGCAUAUUAAUAUGUUAUAAAACGACGCUGGUGGCACACCGUGCACCACCUAGCAUCCCAUCGAGACAAAGCAUAACUGAUCUCGAGAGAACAAUAGAAGAUCUUAAAAUACAAGCCAGCCAAGAAAAACAACUCUAUCCGGUGCCAUCUGAACCUCUAGAUCAUGACUACGAACAAUUACUGCCAUCAUAUCAGCUGUCACCAAAACGGGCUGCCCCAAACCCUCCGAUAUACAGUACGGGAACGUUGAACGUUCAUGCUGAGAUGGAGGAAGUGCCGUUCGUGCUAAAUCCUGCCCUUUGUAGGUACUCAUUCGUGGUUCCUUCAUUAUACGAGGCAAGUGCUGCUAAACUGGAGUACGAUUUCCAUUUAGAACGGCAGAUUCUUUGUACAACUAAAACAACGAAUGCUCAGAAUACGAAUCCGUUCUUCCACUAGUAGUUGUUUGUGCACUUGGGUACACCUUUGCCGAGGAAAGUGAUCUUUAUUAGUGUUGAGUGAUAGCCUUGUGUAACCCGCCCACGUUAUUAGAAUUUUCAUUAUACCGAAGUACUUCCUGUAGACUUCCAUUUAGAGUCGUUGUUAUCCCAAUUUAUACAGUUACGACGGAAAUUAAUUCAAAGUAUUUUUGAAGUCAUAAACAACACGAAUGAAUUUUCUGAAGUACGUUUGAAAUUAGUUUUAAAAUUUAAAGUUUAUGCUUCCGGAAAGAAAUACGCAAAAGUACCAUUAGUGAGAACAUUAACUAAUCAAUAUGUGCACUCUACAGCAAGACUGGCUGACAGAUGUUUUUUUGUAAGAAAUUUGAAGACUAAUUGCGCAGUGUUUUAUGUUUGCCUACAGAUUAAGGUAAAACCUUACGUUCGUUACAUUGAGAAACAAUAGUUUUCGUCUGAUAUUGACUAGUCCCCUUGCAUUAUAGAAUCAAUGAGACGAUCUAGUAAUUUUAGUAAUCACAAUCAUCAAUGACAUUGUGUUGCCAAGAAAAUGUCCGCCUUAUGUUAAAACAGUUGUGCGUAUUCAUUCGUUUGAUUGACACGUGAAGAAAAUCAGUAUUUGAACAAAUCAUAAAACAUAAGUAGAAUCCAAAGGCGGUCUUUUUGCCAAUAACUUGUAAAACAAGUCGAGAGCAGUUUCAAUGGACCCAACAUUUUUUAUUGGCAAAUAUCUCAAUUUUUCAACAUACCUUUGUUUUUUUCCAUUAUAUUGGCUUUAUUAUCUAAUACAAUAUAUACAAGCAACAUA
Molecule: messenger RNA, 2195 nt
Organism: Malaya genurostris
Lineage: Eukaryota; Metazoa; Arthropoda; Insecta; Diptera; Culicidae
Gene: Mvb12
Product: multivesicular body subunit 12B
Exons: 4
Coding region: 480-1388 (302 amino acids)
Biological process (GO): endosome to lysosome transport via multivesicular body sorting pathway; virus maturation; viral budding
Cellular component (GO): cytosol; ESCRT I complex
Source: RefSeq, a predicted model, not a curated record